AGAUUGAGCGAGAUCGGAAACCCUAGUUUUCCUCGGCUGUUGUUCUUUAUAUAUAAUAUAACUUUGGGGUUCGAUAAAGAAGGAAGCGCAGAGAAAUGGGAAAGAAACAGCAUAGCAAAGAUCGGAUGUUCAUAACGAAAACGGAGUGGGCGACCGAAUGGGGAGGUGCCAAAUCCAAACUGCAGUCUACGCCAUUCAAGCGUCUUCCCUUCUACUGCUGCUCGCUCACUUUCACUCCGUUCGAGAAUGCGGUUUGUACAAUUGAUGGCAGCGUUUUCGACGUUACGAAUAUAAUACCUUACAUCAGAAAGUAUGGAAAGCAUCCGGUCACUGGAGCUCCCCUUAAACUUGAGGAUCUCAUCCCUCUUACUUUCCACAAGAACUCCGAAGGAGAAUAUCACUGCCCGGUUUUAAACAAAGUGUUCACAGAAUUUACACAUCUUGUCGCUGUGAAAACUACUGGAAACGUGUUCUGUUAUGAGGCCAUUAAAGAACUGAACUUGAAAACAAAAAACUGGAAGGAACUCCUCACUGAUGAACCAUUUACCAGGGAAGACCUUAUAACAAUACAGAAUCCAAAUGCACUUGACAGCAAGGUCUUGAUUGAAUUUGAUCAUGUUAAAAAUAGUCUUAAAGUUGAUGAUGAAGAAUUGAAAAGAAUGGGCACAGAUCCAGCUUAUAACAUAAAUGUAACGGGAGAUAUUAAACAGAUGCUGCAGGAGCUCGGAACUGAGAAGGGGAGGCAAACUGCCUUGCAUGGUGGAGGUGGCAACAAAGCACAGAGUGAAAGAGCUGCCGCACUUGUUGCUAUUUUAGCUUCGAGAUCCCGCAUCAAAGAGGAUUCCAAGUCUAAUACAAAUGGAGAAAAACUGAAUCAGUCUUACAGUAUUGUAGAUGCUGCAUCUGCAUCAGUACAUGGAAGAAGUGCUACGGCAGCCAAAGCUGCAUCGAGUGAUAAGACUGCCGCUCGGAUAGCAAUGCACAUGGCAGGUGAACGGGCGCCUGUCAAUGCCAAACUGGUAAAAAGCCGUUUCACCACUGGUGCUGCUUCACGUUCCUUUACUUCUACCUCUUAUGAUCCUGUUACCAAAAAUGAAUUUGAAUACAUCAAAAUUGAGAAGAAUCCAAAAAAGAAAGGCUAUAUUCAGCUGCAUACGACACAUGGUGAUUUGAACAUAGAGCUUCAUUGUGAUAUAACUCCUAGGACUUGUGAAAACUUCAUCACACUUUGUGAACGUGGCUACUUUAAUGGAAUAGCAUUCCAUCGAAGCAUUCGGAAUUUUAUGAUCCAGGGUGGUGAUCCCACUGGAACUGGAAGAGGAGGUGAGUCCAUUUGGGGGAAGCCUUUCAAAGAUGAGCUAAACUCGAAAUUGCUUCACUCAGGAAGGGGUGUUGUCAGUAUGGCCAACAGUGGUCCUCACACAAAUGGAUCCCAAUUCUUCAUCCUUUACAAGUCAGCUAAUCAUCUGAACUUCAAGCAUACUGUUUUUGGCAUGGUUGUUGGUGGUCUGACAACCCUUGCUGCCAUGGAAAAGGUUCCUGUUGAUGACAAUGACCGGCCUCUCGAAGAAAUCAAGAUCACAAGUGUUACAGUGUUUGUGAAUCCUUAUACAGAACCUGAUGAUGAAGAACAACAAAAGAGAGAUGAGAAGAAUACGGAUGAUGUGGACAAUGACAAGGUAGGCUCUUGGUAUAGUAAUCCAAGCAGUGGAACUAUGGAAUCUGCAGCUGUGGGUGGCGGCGUGGGGAAGUAUUUGAAAGCAAAAACUAGCCUGGCUGAGGCUGCGAUUGGGGAUGCUAAUUUGCCAAGCAUAGCCAAGAAAAGGAAAACAAUUGUUUCGGAAGAAUACAAGGACUUCUCUUCAUGGUAGCAUCACUUCUGGAUUUGUACUAUAGCUGGGGAAGACUUAUACCUUGUAGAGUACCAAGUUAACGAUGCAUCUGGAGGAUGUAAAAUCUGUGGAACUGCAAGUCCUUCAGUGAAUGCUGCGAUCCCAAUAGCCAUGUCCUAUUCCUGACGCUUA
Molecule: messenger RNA, 2024 nt
Organism: Telopea speciosissima
Lineage: Eukaryota; Viridiplantae; Streptophyta; Magnoliopsida; Proteales; Proteaceae
Product: peptidyl-prolyl cis-trans isomerase CYP65
Exons: 11
Coding region: 96-1871 (591 amino acids)
Biological process (GO): protein polyubiquitination; protein peptidyl-prolyl isomerization
Cellular component (GO): catalytic step 2 spliceosome
Molecular function (GO): ubiquitin-ubiquitin ligase activity; peptidyl-prolyl cis-trans isomerase activity
Source: RefSeq, a predicted model, not a curated record